AUGGCCUUGAUCCGCGUUCUCACAGAGCUUCUCAAGUCGCGCCUGUCGCGCUGCCUGCGCGAGGCCUCCGUCAUCCACUGUGACCUGCAGCCUGAGAACAGCAAAGCGGAAGCCUUGUCGUCGUGUCCUUCGGAGCAGAGCCAUCGCCACUGCUUCAGUCGGUUUGCAGCAAAAAUGGCAUGCGCUUCCUACGAUCCAAAGGAGCCAGACACGAAUUCGGAGCCUACAGGUGAGGCGCUCAGCGCAGGCGAGGUGAUUGAAGCCGUAGAGGCACUGAGCCCAGCAGACGAUAGUACAGGCACUGAUGAACUGCAAGCUACCUCAAAGUGGCCGGUGGCUGGCAAAACAGCUCGGGAUUGA
Messenger RNA from Symbiodinium sp. CCMP2456, 360 nucleotides. Lineage: Eukaryota; Dinophyceae; Suessiales; Symbiodiniaceae. The record is from the annotation of a GenBank genome assembly.